UUAAACGAAUUCACUCUUCAUUUACACUCUGCGAGAACUGAGAAAGCGAAUUAACGAAACAUUGGUACCGCGAAGAACCUAGCGUCCCUAGAGGUCGUUUUGUUUUAGAUAUCGCACUCAUUUUCUACCCAGUUCAGUUACUUUUUCACAACUAUAUUAUCUAAAGUCGUGCGUGGGCAUCAAUUUCUCGUUCAAAGCAGUGAUCAUAUCGUGGUAAAGAAAUCUGAAUUUUCCUGAUUUCAUCACCGAGAAUUAGGGCCGUUUGCGAAGUAAAUCUUCCUUUGAUGGAACAUGGAACUGUGAAGCCUUAAUGACAACUGUCAAUGCGUAUAAUUCACUGUAAAUCUUGGUCAAACGGAUUUAAGAAUAUUGUAUUCAAUGAUAUAAAACAUCAAACUCCGAAAGCGGGGAACUGAAAGGCUUACUGCCAGUAGGUCUUUGUAAACCAUUUUAAAAAAACGUCAAUUGAAAGAAGCUGAAAUUUAAAACAAUUUCGACCAGGCAAAAACCUCAAAAUUUCUCGAUGGAAUGAUAGAGAUAAAGACAUGGACAGUGCACAGAAUGAAAGCAACAUUUCGAUGAAAACACCAAUGCUGGAACAAGAAGCGUUGCCGGUUAAACUUUCAGCGGAGCCCACGAAACCUCAGGAAGAUUUUGGAACCUUUCCGUGCGUAUCGCCUUAUGACGAUGAAACAGGAAAAAAGAAAGUCCGAUUCUCGGCGCAAGAAAAACAACGCUGGCGACGCGCAGCGCUAUCCGUAUCUUUCGCCUCCAUGUAUGUCACACUCAUGCUUAGCAUUGCUUCCUUUGUAAGUUCAGGCAUUGCUGAAAGUUCUGCGGCGUUUGCGAUCGCUUUCGACGCUAUGCUUGGGGUUGUAUCAUCUGGUGUGAUUGUCUGGCGUUUUUACCAGGGAGUCAACGGCGUCUUGGGACCAGCCAAAGAACGAAAGGCUUGUGUGUUAAUAGCCGCGUGUUUCAUACUCUCUGCACUGAUGAUGUGCGCGCGAGCGGUGGAGUUUCUUGUCAGCGACAUGGAGCCUAGAAACACACUCGCUCUUCUUUCGAUCUCCGUGGUCGGGUUUCUAUGUUAUUCUGCCUUCUUUUGGUUGAAAUAUCGAAUCGCUGAUAAGCUGCAGAGCGUGGCUUUGAGGAUCGACGCAAUAGAUUCAGCUUGCGGUGCUGCCAUGGCCCUCGGUUUGAUUGUAAGCACAAUUAUUUACAGCGAGAUGCAUUCGACAUGGUGGUUAGACUCGGCGAUUGCUCUUGCAAUCGCCUUCGUCACUUUUUGUUACGGCUGGCUGAUCAUACUCAAAGUGAUAUGGAACAAAGACAGGUUUGGAAUACCCGAGGAAUAUGAAUUAUUUUAAGAACGGCCAAAGUUGAUUUUUUUUUUUUUUUUAAGCCAUGAUUGAUAUUUUAGUCUUUAAUUUGGAGAGUUUUUCGAAAGAUGAUUAUAAAUUUUCCCCGGAUGCGAAAUAAAAUUAUAUAUAUAUAAAAAAAAAAAACACCUGUUCACAAGAUUAUUUUUUUCUUUGAAACCUAAAAUAAGUUUUAGUUUUCAUGAAAAUUGUAAGUGAAAAAAUUAUAUGUAUGAAAGCAAUAUGAAUUCAAAUCUUGAGACUACAAGUUGAUGACAAAUUACUGUAGGGAAAAGUUUUUUUGCUUCGCUCAAAGAAUUCAUUUUAUAACACGAAACUGAGCAACGGUGCGUUAAUAACUCUCGAAGUACACGAACUCAUACGGCUGCUGUAAAGCUGUGUUAAAUGUAAAUGACUUUAAAAGGUUCUCUUCGUACUUGAGGUAGGUUAUAGAAUAUGAAAUAAAAUUUCUCCUGAAAAAAGAA
Messenger RNA from Stylophora pistillata, 1843 nucleotides. Its product is annotated as transmembrane protein 163a. NCBI's taxonomy places the organism in Eukaryota, Metazoa, Cnidaria, Anthozoa, Scleractinia, Pocilloporidae. The record is from RefSeq and is a predicted model, not a curated record. Gene Ontology annotation, cellular component: membrane.